UUUCCUUGCCAGUCGAUCCGCCGCACUCGCCCCGCCACCGCACCAAUCACGCUGGCUCAAGCAACACUCGGGCAUUUCCUUUUUCAUCCCUGUACACUAGUCUCGCCAUACUCGACCUCUAUCGAUCACGCUCGAUCCUCAAUACCAUUGCCACUAGUCGCCUAAUCCUGUAGGCUUAUCCAACCUUCUUGACUACCACGUCUCUCCACACUCGGUCGCUACACUACAUUUACUUACGCGGUCGCGCCCACGCCUUCCUACAUGAGCAACUUGAAAGACCGUUUGGCGCGAUUGGGUCUGUCCCAGUACCACCAAGUGUUCGUGGCCGAAGGCUUUGACUCCUGGGAGACAGUGCUCGACAUCACAGAAUCCGACCUGAGCUCCCUCAACGUAAAACUUGGUCAUCGACGGAAACUACAACGGGCCAUUGCCGAAUCGCGCGGACAGUCAUCCGAGAAGCCACUUCCUAUUAAUCUUCCCCGAGCAGGAAGCACUGCAGGCUCGUAUCGAAGUGACGAUUCAGGGCCUGAAAGCAAAACCAAGCAACCGGAGUCAAGCAAUCCUUCUUCUGGUGUAACAGGUGCCAAGCGGAAAUACCGACGACAUCCAAAGCCCGAUGAGCAUGCUCCAGAACGCCCACCAUCUGCUUAUGUCAUUUUCUCAAAUCAGGUGAGGGAGUCCCUAAAGGGACAAGAUCUAUCCUUCACCGAGAUUGCCAAAGUGGUUGGCGAGAAAUGGCAAGUCCUACCCGCGGAAGAGCGCGAAGGCUGUGAACGACAAGCCAAUGGCGCCAAGGAAAAGUACUAUGCGGAAUUGGCCGAAUACAAGAAAACACCGCAAUAUGAAGCCUACCAGAAGUAUCUUGAAGAUUUCAAAGCAAAGCACUCAGUUCCAACAAAAGGCAAGCGUUCAAAACUGGAUACAGAGACGAGCACUUCAACCCUGGCGGAUAGCAAUGAACAAAAUGACCAAGCAGCAAACAGAAGAUCAAGUUUCACACAGCCAGAUAGCAACACGCUCGCGCAACAAAAGUCAGAUCCCAACCAACCCCCCGGCCCUUCGCGUCUUCCUGCAGGUCCUACCUAUACCUCUAAACCCACAUCGCCGACCAAUCGCUCGCUCUCUGGGUUCAAUUCUCCCAGAUCAGGGGAACAGUUCUCGCCAAUUUCCGCCUCACCGCGUUCCGCAGUCAUAGGAAGAGACGGCAUCUUUGAGCCAGCUGUGAUCAGUUCCGUACGGGAUACUAGGACUCCGUUCGACUCGAAUUCAUACCAACAAUCUGCAUUCAAUCAGGACAACAACCACCAAUCUUCAUCAACGCCACCACCACCACCACCACCACCCUCGUAUACAUACCCAUCUCGUUAUCAAGCGCCAGCAGAUUUUCCCUCUCGUCGAGCACCGCGGGACACCACUCGUCUUCCACGCCUCAGUCACGAGGACACGACUUUGUCCUCGGAGAGUAGUCACAGUGGCCAAGGGGUGCUCACACCGAGCUAUCCUGAGCAGGCCCUACCUGCUGAUCCUAGCAAGACAAUGCGUAUGCUUCCCCAGCCAAUCCCAAGUAUAGGGCCUUCACCUUCGCCACUAGACCGGCCCAUGACACAUAUGGCGGCGUCGCAUUAUCCUCUCCACUCACAUGACUACCGCACACAAGGUCCACUAGCAGUCCUAGUAAGAGCAGGAGAGUUGGCGGCGAGAGUAGCGGAUGAGGAUGCAGCGGUCAACGCAGGAUCGCCUUGAUUGUUAAUUUGACGACCACGCCACGGUACACACGACACACAUUAUGGGUUAUUUGGUGCCUCAACCAGUAGACGCUGCAUGGCCUGCUGGACUAAUAUUUGCAACGGCUCGCGUAAUCGGUCAAGUUGGGAAUUAUUUAAGCCCAUGGCACACGGGCCAAACAACCAUUAGCGGAGACGCUUUA
Molecule: messenger RNA, 1927 nt
Organism: Bipolaris sorokiniana ND90Pr
Lineage: Eukaryota; Fungi; Ascomycota; Dothideomycetes; Pleosporales; Pleosporaceae
Exons: 6
Coding region: 262-1743 (493 amino acids)
Biological process (GO): regulation of gene expression
Cellular component (GO): nucleus
Molecular function (GO): protein binding
Source: RefSeq, a predicted model, not a curated record